Molecule: messenger RNA, 2023 nt
Organism: Cyprinodon variegatus (sheepshead minnow)
Lineage: Eukaryota; Metazoa; Chordata; Actinopteri; Cyprinodontiformes; Cyprinodontidae
Product: platelet glycoprotein V-like
Exons: 2
Coding region: 44-1882 (612 amino acids)
Cellular component (GO): extracellular matrix
Molecular function (GO): protein binding
Source: RefSeq, a predicted model, not a curated record
AUUUAGACAGCAGUGCAGCUCAAAGCAUUGUUCUCACCAGACCAUGAUGGACUUCUGUGUCAAAGGUUUUCUGUGGAUGAUAUUCAUCCUCCUCACACCGCCUCUCCUUCACUGCAACAAUGUUUGCCCUGAUCUCUGUCAGUGCCGAACUCUUAGUUACAUUUCUUGCAGCGGCCGCAGUGCUACAGAUAUGCUGCAGCAGCUGGGGGUCCACACGUACACACUUCUGCUUGACAAGGCAAACAUGACCGUUAUUACUGAGAAAAGUCUGGCAGAUAAGACCCUCUUGCUGCGUUUUGGUCUGACCAACAGCCACCUACACACCAUCCAUCCCCUGGCCUUCCAUGUAUCUCCUCAGCUCAAGUCUCUCAAGUUUACAGGAAACGAUCUAACAACCCUUCCUGCUCGGGUCUUCAGUCCUCUCAGCGUGGUGGAGGAGAUUUACCUAGAUAGCAACCAGCUGGAGGUCAUUGGUCCGGAGAUGUUCGAGGGGCUCAACGGGUUAAUCGUUCUGGAUUUGAGCAGCAACAGAAUCAGAAAUCUUCCCCCUGAUAUGUUUGAUGGGCUAACCAGCCUAAUCAUUCUGAACCUGGGUAGGAACAACAUAAAGACACUGCAUCCAACAAUGUUUCGCUCCCUGACCAAACUUCAGAGGCUCAGGAUCUACCAUAAUGAGCUGGUGCUGUUGGAGAGAGGGAUCUUCGACCAGCUUGUGAACCUCCAAUCUCUGAAUCUCCAUCACAACCAGAUCAACCACCUUCCGCCUCAAGUGUUUUGGUCACUGGGUAAUCUGACAGAACUCACCUUGUCCUCCAACCACCUUCAGUAUGUCCCUAGCAAGAGCUUCUAUAAUAUGCCUGAACUCAAAAAACUAACAAUUUACAGUAAUCCAUUGUUAUCUUUGCCAGAUGAACUGAUGGGCCACAUGCCUCAUAUUACACAGUUUUAUUUGUACAAUACCAGCCUUACAAGUGUUCCUGGAAAUCUCUUUUCCAACAUGUCUGGGCUGGUGGAGUUGAACUUGCAUUUAAAUGAUGAACUAUGGUACUUACCACCAGAUCUUUUUUGCUGUCUUCCCAAUCUUAAAAAGCUUUCCCUCAGAAACAACCGCCUUAAAUAUCUUCAUCCUGAUCUUUUUCACAUGCUAACCAAAAUGAACAUACUCUUGCUCAAUGACAACAAAUUGUCUCGCCUACCUGGGAACAUUUUUCAGGAUCUUACAUCAGUUGUGACCAUGGAUUUGAAAAACAACAAUCUCAAUUCACUUCCAGGAGACAUUUUUUUGUCAAAUACAGUAUUGAAAUCUCUUACUCUGAGUGGAAACCCUUGGGAUUGUGAUUGUGCUAUAAGGGGACUCACAAGAUGGCUCAAGCAGAAUGUGCAUGUUGUUCUUGACAGAGACGAUGUAAUAUGUCACAAUCCGUUAUUUAAAUUACUGCGUCAUCUCCACUCUCUCCUUGAGGACGAAUUCAGUUAUUGUGAUGAAAAAAGAGCAACAACUAUAUUGCAAACACAAACUGACUCAUACAAAGAGACCGAAACAUCACAUUACACUUCAGUCAAUCCAUUUGAGAAAUCCACCCCAUUAGAAACCACAACAUACUCAAAAUAUUUCUAUGACAUAUUGGUAGUACAGCAGGGGCCUGCUUAUGUUCACCACAAGAUUCACAAAGGCUGGGUAUCUGUGUGGUUUCUGCCGUCCGGUUCGGCUUUGGUUGGAUCGAUAAUGUUUUGUUACAUCCUUCUUUUAGCCAUGGGGUUGGCGCUUGUUUUAGCUGCCAUAUAUAGCAUGCAUCGUCUCAACACAGCUGUGGACAAGCUGAAGGCUAAGUGUGCACAUGGUGAGGAGCAUGUCAUGUUAUCAGGCUUGGUGCACACUUGAAGAUAAAACGGUCCCUUUUCACAAGCUUUUCUUUCUGACUUGCUUAAGUAGUUUUUUGCUAACCCGCUUGAAUUUUUGGAGACUUUAAACUUAUAUAUUUUAUUAACUAAAUGUUUUUUUUGGUGACUUGAAAAAAAAAAG